GCGAUGUAUGCGCUGACGGUGCAAGAGCCGUCAGCAACUCAAGAGGCUCUCGUCGGGGACUUCCUCGGAAACGGUCGCCAGCAGAUCUUGAUAGCCAACGGCUCGCGCCUCUCGAUCCUCGUCGUCUCGCGCGCCCGGAAGGGUCACGAGGUGAUUUUUUCGCAGAAUGUCUUUGGUAUCAUACGGCACAUUGCAAAGUUCCGCCUUGCUGGGGGCACCAAAGAUAAUAUUGUACUCUCUACCGACUCUGGACGACUUGUGACCUACGAGUAUCUGCCGGAGGAACGCCGACUGAGUCCUAUUCAUGAGGAGACGUAUGGAAAGUCUGGUAUCCGCCGCGUUAUACCGGGGGAAUACAUGGCCGUUGAUCCGAAAGGGCGGGCCAUCAUGCUGGCAUCCCUCGAGAAGAACAAGCUUGUUUAUAUCCUGACUCGGACUGGCGAGGACGUCAUCACAAUAUCCUCUCCACUGGAAGCCCAUAAGCCGUCGACUCUCGUCUAUUAUCUACUCGCGCUAGAUGUCGGUUACGAAAACCCGGUCUUUGCUACGCUUGAGCUGGAUUUCACGCAAGCAGAUACGGACCCCACCGGUGAAGCGGCCAAGGAGGUGGAGAAAGAGCUUGUUUACUAUGAGUUAGAUCUGGGUCUCAACCAUAUCGUUCGGAAAUGGUCCGAGCCCGUUGAUCGCACUGCUAACAUACUCUUUCGCGUGCCCGGUGGCGCUCAUGCUCCGAGUGGGGUGCUCUGUUGCGGCGAAGACAACAUCAGCUACCGUCGCAUACACAAUAGAAAGUCGGACGUUAAGCGACUCGCGAUCCCUCGCCGGGACGCGCCCACUGAGGACCCGAACCGCAAGCGCAUCAUUGUUAGCGGCAUUCUGUACACGCUGAAGAAAGGGGAUUUCUUUUACCUUCUCCAGACCGAUGACGGCGAUGUCUUCAAAGUAACCUUUGAUUGCACGGACGGCGAGGUCGAUAGAAUCAAGAUCAGGUACUUCGAUACCCUUCCGGUGGCGACCAGCAUUUGCAUCCUGAAGGCCGGAUUCAUUUUUUGCGCAUUUGAGUCCGGAGAUCGGGUGAUCUAUGACUUGGAAUCACUAGGUGACGAUCCGAAUGAUCCCGAGUUCGACAGCACUCAGUUUCCGGCAAACCCCUCCGACCCUUACCACCCGCCCUUCUUCCGGCCUAGACCCUUGAAGAAUCUCAUACUGUUUGAGACCAUCCCUAGCAUGAACCCGAUCAUGGACAUGGAUGUAUCAAACUUUGCCGAAGAGGAUGCUCCGCAGAUAAACACCAUCUGUGGGACAGGCGCACGAAGCACUUUUCGGACCACGCGCAAUGCACUGGAGGUCCUUGAUCUUAUCGAAUCUGGUUUACCCAGGCAGGCGACCGCCGUGUGGACGACAAAAUUGACCGUUGAAGAUGAAUAUGAUACCCUCAUUAUACUUUGUAUGAUUAGCAGCACCUUGAUUUUGAAAAUCGGCGAAGUAGUGGAGCAAGCGCAUGAGACCGGUUUCCUGACCGAGACCACAACACUUGGAGUCCAGCAAUUUGGAGAUGACUGCAUCAUCCAGAUACAUCCGAGAGGAAUUCGCCAUAUCCGGGAACUACGAUUCCCCAACGAUGAUACGGAAGGAGAGACUUCCGGCUAUUACGACUGGGAGGCUCCGGUCCACCGCACCAUAGUUGCGUAUGCGGCAAAUAACCGCCAAGUUGCCAUCGCACUCAGUUCUGGUGAAAUCUACUACUUUGAAUGCGAUUCGGACAUGUCCCUGGCCAAGUUCGAGACCGAGAUUCCCCUGGAGCACAAUGUCACAUGCAUCGCCAUACCGGAUAUUCCAGAAGGUCAAGCUCGGAGUCGUUGGAUGGCUGUUGGAAGCAGUGACCAGUCGAUACGCAUCUUCAACCUGACCGCCGACAAUGAAGGUAAUAUUCUGGUAAUGGCCUCGCUCCAGCACCUUAGCUCAAUUCCCUCUUCAUUGGCCAUCAACUACAUGAGAGAUAACAGCCCUCAUGGGUACAGCCAGUAUCUCCACAUCGGUCUUCGUUCUGGUAUCUAUAUCCGGUCGGUCCUGGAGGAGUUCAAUGGCGAGAUCGGGGACACUCGGAAGCGUUUCCUGGGACCAGCGCCCGUGAGGUUCGCACGAGUCAAUGCAGCAGAUGAGCCUGCCGUAGUGUGUGUGACGACACGGCCUUGGCUCAGCUAUGCACAUCCGCAGACUGGAUGGUUCUGCACAACUCCGCUAAACUACAUCAGCUUCGACUCCGCGGCGAGUUUUGAGGGUUCACAGUUCAAGGGCGUCAUCUGUGUCAGCGGAGCAGAAUUAAGAAUCUUCAGUAUCAGCAACCUUAGCAGCAACACAGUGACGCAGUCGAUCCCACUUCAAUAUACGCCGCGAAAGAUGGCCGCCUCUCCGGAAGCCCGUGUCUAUUAUGUCAUUGAGAGCGACAACAACACUAUCGAUCUAGCCACUCGAGAAGCGCUUCUCGCGCGCAACGGGGAAGAUGCUGAAAUGGAUGGCGACUCCACGAACGGGGUCAAGGCGCUACCAGCGCCCCAGUUUGGACAUCCAAAGGCGAACGGUCUUUGGGCGUCGUGCAUUCAAAUAGUGGACCCCGUCCAGGAGAACGCAGUCAUUCAGACCCUCGAGCUAGGGAGGGAUGAGUGCGCGGUCAGCGUUGCUCUGGUUCCCUUCGAAAGCAGGAAUGAUGAGCGCUUCCUUGCAGUUGGUGUAGCCGUCGGAUUAAGCUUCGUCCCUUCGUUGAAGUUCAAGUCCGCCCACAUCUAUCUAUACAAGGUCUCAGACGACGGACGCUCACUCGAGUUUUAUCAUAAGACGGACACGGACGAUUUGUGUCUUGCGCUCCUCGCUUUCAAGGGGAAGCUAAUGGCUGGCGUGGGUAAGAACCUCAGCAUGUACGAUAUCGGCAAGAGGUCGCUGCUCCGCAAGGCGCAUACGGCCAACUGUACGACCACGCGAAUCACCGGCUUGACGACGCAGGGUAGCCGCCUCGUCGUCUCGGAUCAGUCCCAGUCGGUCACGUAUGUUGUGCACAAGGAGCUCAUUCAUCCGAACCGCCUGAUUCCAUUUGCCGACGAUACCGUUUCCAGAUGGACCACAUGUGCUGAGAUGGUUGACUACGACACCGUCGUCGGUGGUGAUAAGUUCGGUAAUCUGUGGAUGGUGCGUUGUCCACCUGACGUCUCCCACGCUUCCGAUGAGUCAACGGACGGGCAACAUCUGAUCCAGGACAAACCGUACCUCAAUGGUACACCGAACCGUGUCAACCUGGUCAUGCAUUACUACGCCAACGACAUCCCCGUAGCUGUCCAAAAGAGGGCGCUGCUCUACGGUGGAGAAAAAAUCGUCAUCUGGGCGGGGUUGCAAGGCACGCUCGGCAUCCUGGUCCCCUUCCUGUCCCGCCGCGACUUCAAGAUGAUCCAGGAGCUCGAAAUGACGCUUCGCAGUGACAAGGAGCACAAGAUGAUCUCGGGUCGCGAUCACCUGGCGUUCCGAAGUUACUAUAGCCCGGCCAAGGGAGUCAUUGAUGGGGAUCUCUGCGAGACGUUUCUGACACGCAAGCUGCAUGAAAAGGAGGGUAUCGUCGCCAGGUUGUCGACUCCCGGGGCAUCGGUGGAGAGGGUAGAGGAGUUGCUGUGGAACAUGAGGGCGUUGUAUGCUUUCUAAAGCUGGAUGGAUGAUGGGUUGGGGAUCCGUGUAGGAAUUAGCAUCGGAGUUUGGGCAGGGAUUUUUCAGGUUAAGAUGGGAUGGAUGGACAUUGGAUGGUGUGGUGUCGCGGCGAAAAUGGUCCAGGGGAUUCUGUUUCCGGAGUCCGCAGUCUAGCUAAUGAUCCUGUUAUGGGCGUCUGCAAGGCAUGGAGCGGUUACGUUUAGGUGCUGGAGAUGAAAGAAUUGAGAAACUAUGU
This is a messenger RNA of Westerdykella ornata, 3925 nucleotides long. RefSeq names its product pre-mRNA-splicing factor rse1. The transcript is spliced from 3 exons. Gene Ontology annotation, biological process: mRNA splicing, via spliceosome. Gene Ontology annotation, cellular component: U2 snRNP; nucleus. The coding region runs from base 4 to 3687 and encodes 1227 amino acids. The record is from RefSeq and is a predicted model, not a curated record. Gene Ontology annotation, molecular function: U2 snRNA binding; protein binding. NCBI's taxonomy places the organism in Eukaryota, Fungi, Ascomycota, Dothideomycetes, Pleosporales, Sporormiaceae.